Balearica regulorum gibbericeps (East African grey crowned-crane) is the source of this 2318-nucleotide messenger RNA. RefSeq names its product adhesion G protein-coupled receptor L4 (gene ADGRL4). Gene Ontology annotation, molecular function: G protein-coupled receptor activity; calcium ion binding. Gene Ontology annotation, cellular component: plasma membrane. The record is from RefSeq and is a predicted model, not a curated record. Gene Ontology annotation, biological process: cell surface receptor signaling pathway; adenylate cyclase-activating G protein-coupled receptor signaling pathway. NCBI's taxonomy places the organism in Eukaryota, Metazoa, Chordata, Aves, Gruiformes, Gruidae.
AUGAAACUGCUUCCAUUCCUAGUUCUGAUUUCCAGUCUGCUGGACUAUGGCUGUUCGUCUGCAAGCUGCAAUGUGACAUGCCACAAAGAUGCAAGGUGUGAAGUUCAGGGUGGGACCACAGGCUGCUAUUGCUCCCAAGGAUAUACAGGAAAUGGCAUAACGUUCUGUAACGAUGAUAAUGAAUGUGAAAAUGCUACUCAGCCUUGCGGAGAGCAUGCCAAUUGCACAAACACAGUGGGAAGUUAUUUCUGCAUGUGUGUGCCUGGCUUCAAAUCCAGCAAUGGUCAACAAACUUUUGUACCUAAUGAUGGAACCUCCUGCGUGGAUGUAGAUGAGUGCAGCAACGAAGGAACUGUUGCCUGUGGAGAUCAUGCAAAAUGUGAAAACGUGGAUGGAGGGUUUAACUGCUCCUGUAAGGAAGGUUAUCAACCAUCCACAGGAAAAUUGCAGUUUAAGCCAAAUGAUGGCACUUCCUGCCAAGAAAAUCCAAAGGCCAAGUGUGAGUUAUACAAAGACUGCAUAACUGAACAUAUUAAUAGAACUUUAGCUGGAAUCAGUCAUUUAAAAACACCCCUGGAGAUGCUGCAAGAAAUUAAUAAGAAUACUUUGGGACCACUUUUACCUGUAGAUGUGAUUUCAUAUGUUGAAGUACUCUCUUACUCGUCGCUGAAUACCAUGCAUUACUCUGUUUCUGACAAUGAAGCACUUCAUAACACAACCAUUAACGUUUUUGUUAACACUGUGAACAAUUUUUUACAAAAGGACAAACUUACAGCCUGGGAAGCUCUUCCCAUAGAUCACCAAAGACGGAGCCUGACUAAGCUGCUGCAUACUGCAGAACAAGCGACGCUUCUCAUGUCGCAGAACUUCAAAAAGACAACACAGCUAGAUGCUAACGCAAGUGACAUAGCACUCAAGGUUUUUGCUUUUGAUUCACACCACAUGAAACACAUUCACCCUCACGUAUACAUGGGGGGAGACUACAUAAAGAUCUCUCCAAAGAAGAGACAGGAAUCUCAUCCUAAUGGCACCGUUGCAGUUGUCUUUCUGCGGUAUAGCAAUAUCGGUUCUUUGCUUUCAUCACCUAAAAACCGCUCCUUGAAAGAGACUUCAGAGCAGAGACAGACAGUAAGCUCAUCAGUUAUAGCUGUUGCAAUUAGCUCAAAUCCACCUACGCUCUAUGAGCUCGAGAAAAUAAUAUUUACCUUAAAGUAUGCCAAGACUGCGGAUAAAGAUAUUAAAUGUGCAUUUUGGAACUACUCAGCAGACACAAUGAACGGCAACUGGGCUACAGAAGGCUGUGAGCUGACACAUUCCAACUCUACUCAUAUCUCAUGCAAAUGUAAUCAUCUGACUCAUUUUGCUGUUUUGAUGUCCUCAGGUGGCUCUGUUGAUGUUACAAAUUAUAACAUUCUUACAAGAAUCACUCAGCUAGGAAUAAUUAUUUCGUUGAUUUGCCUCUCCAUGUGCAUUUUUACAUUCUGGUUCUUCAGUGAAAUUCAAAGCACUAGAACGACAAUUCACAAAAACCUCUGCUGCAGCCUUUUCCUGGCGGAACUUAUUUUUCUGAUUGGAAUUAAUAUGAACACUAAUAAGCUCUUCUGUUCAAUCACUGCUGGAUUACUCCAUUAUUUCCUUCUAGCUGCUUUUGCAUGGAUGUGCAUUGAAGGUAUUCACCUCUACCUUAUAGUUGUGGGAGUCAUCUACAACAAGGGUUUCUUGCACAAGAAUUUCUAUGUCUUUGGCUAUGUCAGUCCAGCCGUGGUCGUUGGAAUCUCUGCCGCACUAGGAUACAAGUACUAUGGCACCACAGAAGUAUGUUGGCUCAGCACAAAGAAUAACUUUAUAUGGAGUUUUAUAGGACCAGCAUGUCUAAUAAUUCUUGUUAAUUUGUUGGCUUUUGGAGUGAUUAUUUAUAAAGUAUUUCGACACACUGCAUUGUUAAAGCCAGAAGUUAGUUGUUAUGAAAAUAUAAGAUCCUGUGCCCGAGGUGCUCUUGCUCUCCUGUUCCUCCUUGGGGCUACCUGGAUCUUCGGGGUCCUCCACGUCGUACAGGGAUCUGUGGUUACUGCAUAUCUUUUUACAAUCUUCAACGCUUUCCAGGGGAUGUUCAUCUUCAUAUUUCUUUGCGUGCUGUCUAGGAAGAUUCAGGAAGAGUAUUAUAGGUUGUUCAAAAAUGUUCCUUGCUGUUUCGGCUGCUUGAGAUAAAUGGAAGGAAAACAUGUAUGAGCAUUUCAAUGGAAAAAGGGAGCAACCUGGAUGAUGUUACGGAUAUUACAGAAAAAUAUGGUAUUGUGAAAGUAUAGAAUGACCCAGUG